AUGGCAAAUGAUCAUUCAAACAGAGAUUUGGUUUUUUAUAGCAUAGGAUAUCUGCGCUGUCCAGUUCGUCCAUACAUUCUAAAUCCGCUGCGUUGCUUUAAAUGCCAGCGAUUUGGACAUUCCCAAACAUCAUGUCUAGGCAAAAGUUUAUGUGCACAGUGUGAAGUUAAAGGCCACCAGAGUACUGAGUGUACAACCACUCCAUGCUGCAUCAACUGCAAAGAUGCCCAUCCUGCCUACUCCCGAAAAUGUCCCAUGUGGCAAAAAGAGAAAGAGAUUCAGCGGGUAAAGACAGUGAAUAAUAUACCUUACCCAGAGGCACGACGCAUGGUCACUUUAAAUGCACCAGUGAAACAGAAGACAUUUGCUGCUGUUCUGAUAUCCAAAAAGACAUGUGGAGUUCAGACAGACAUUUCUGUUUCACCAAAUGAAUCUCUAACUCGCCAUGAAAAAUGUUUGCUUAUACCAUCUACGCAAAAAGCAGAAAAGGAGAGCAAGAAGACCAAAACACCCCUACCUAAAACGGGUAAAAACAAGAAACGUGGGUUCUAA
Messenger RNA from Centruroides sculpturatus (bark scorpion), 552 nucleotides. RefSeq lists its product as uncharacterized. Bases 1 to 552 code for a protein of 183 amino acids. Lineage: Eukaryota; Metazoa; Arthropoda; Arachnida; Scorpiones; Buthidae. Gene Ontology annotation, molecular function: nucleic acid binding; zinc ion binding. The transcript is spliced from 2 exons. The record is from RefSeq and is a predicted model, not a curated record.